Messenger RNA from Annulohypoxylon truncatum, 1253 nucleotides. RefSeq lists its product as uncharacterized. Lineage: Eukaryota; Fungi; Ascomycota; Sordariomycetes; Xylariales; Hypoxylaceae. Bases 165 to 1025 code for a protein of 286 amino acids. The record is from RefSeq and is a predicted model, not a curated record. The transcript is spliced from 6 exons. Gene Ontology annotation, biological process: mycotoxin biosynthetic process.
CGGAUUCCUAUAGGAAUACCUAGUGAAUUUCUUCGAAGGUUGUUUGAGGCCUGUCUUGUGAGAACUAAGACUCUGCGUUAUUCUUUCGCUUCCAACUUUUCAUACAUUCAUGAUUCUCUCCAGGCCUCUUUCCCUAGGUUCCUAGCCGACUGAUUCCACUAAGCAUGAUCAAUAUGUCUUCUUCUCCGACAAUGGGUCACUUCUCCGACUCUCAGGGUUUACUUGGGGCGGACAAAGACAUGUCCUCAGGGAGAAACAGUGAAGACAUAGAAUCGUACAUCCAACCUCCAAAGAGAAGAUCACUAGGGGAUCAUUGUGGCCCAUGGAUUAUACAUCUCUUCCUCGCCUGCGUCUAUACAGGAAUUUUCUUUGCUAUUUGGGAUCAAACUAAGCCCGCGCCUGAUACAUGUGCGGCUAAGGCCAAAUACAGCGAUCCUAGUUCUCAAGCAUACACGCCAGCAUGGAAAGCCUUAAAAUGGGAGACAAAGAUGCUUGAUAACCAACUUGAAAACUCUAACCCCUAUAAGGGGCUACCCAGGCCAGAGUUUGAGAGAGCCUGGGAUGAAUUGCUUGAGCCAGCAGCCAUCAAGGUUGAUAAAGAUACUCUGGAGAGUAUAAACCACACUUCAGUCCCUCUACUUGACGGCUCUGGCUACAUGGCAGCGUUGGAUGUUUUUCACCAGCUUCAUUGCCUUAGAUGGGUACGCAAGUAUCUUCAUCCGGAGCACUACAAUAUCAAAGAGAAGAACUUCGGCCAGCACAUCGAUCACUGUCUGGAGAAUUUACGACAGUAUGUGAUGUGUAAUGCUGAUUUAUCAAUUAACACCUUCGAGUGGAUUCCAAACUUCCGCCGCCCUUGGCCAAAUUUCCAAGUUACCCAUGAGUGCGCAAAUUGGGACUCAAUCAAGCAAUGGGCUUGGGCAAAUAGUUUUGAUGGCUACGAUGACAACCUAAUCAAACAUCCAGACUUUCACCCCGAACUACCUGACCCUUUUGAUUACGACGCGGGUGGUAAUGAUGUAUAGGAGUUACGGCAGUGAUCUAGUAGAUAUGGAAUCAGGAGUUAGCAAGAUUACGAUGUAGAAUUAUCCUACUCGUAAAAUGAAAAAAACAUCACAAUAAUUGAAUUUUGACACAAUUCCCGAACUCUUAGGAUAACAUUGUGAGGGCACGCAAGUUAGCACUAUGACAUAUCAAACAUAACCGACCGCGAAUUCAUCGUACGUUCGGUCUCUAGCACCUCUCAUAGCUCC